UGAGACCUAUACACUGUGUAUGUUCAAAGACUGGCUGAUGUCCACAUGGGGUCAAAGACUUCAUCUGGCACACACCAUGUACAAACAAGGCAUAGAAGGUCCCUCUGAGGAUCUUUCAGCCCACAGGGUCUAUACGUUGCUUCAUGUUCUUCAUAUGGCCAUCAAAGAACAGUUUUGCCUUGCUUUCCAGGACAAGAAAGAGCUUGAUCUUCUUUGGCAUCUAUGGACGGUAACAGCGGGGCCUUACAUCAGCUUCAUCACUAAAUGGUUACAGCAUGGGAUCUUAUCUGACCCUGCUCAAGAGUUUGCCAUUCGCAGAAACCCGGAGAUACACAUUAAAUCAGAAAGCUACUGGAAGAAGGCAUUCAGCUUACAAACCUUACCGAGGGACGACACAGAUGGUGCUCUUCUUUCCAUGCCAGCAAAGACCAAGAGAGAGCGGAAAUCAUCAGUCAAGAAGAGCGUGCCAAACGCAGUGCCCGAGUUCCUUCAGCCUGUCCUGUCACACAUUCUGUUAGCAGGGAAGUCUAUGGAGAUCCUUGAGGCGACAGGCAAGCUGACAAGAGCCAGACAGGAUGUCGUAGGAGAGCUUUUCCAGUUAUCCAGGCCUGCAAUACUCCAUGGGAUGCUCAAGGAUACCCAGACAGGGAAGCCAGACACCACCAAGACACCUUGCCCAACCUCAGAUAACAUUCAGACGAAGUCACCUCGCUCAUCAAGUGACGUUGCUGAGAUGGUUCAGAGGCAACUAUCACUCCGGGGCUUCAACGAUCCCCUGAUAGCCCAUGGAAUCAGCCAUGCUGCUUCCAAUCCUGAUAAUGCAGGAUGUGGUCAGAGACAAGUUGAAGAAGGAAUAGAGAGGAACCCAAAUUUGUCGAAACCUUUGGAGUUGGUGUUAUACCGAGACCUCUACCCUGGCAUCGUUAGUCGAUGUCAAUCAGUGUGUUGUCAGUUAGCGGCUGUCUUCAAAACUGACUUCAACCUCCAAGAUCAUCUGCUUUCUCUUAGACGUUUCUUUCUCCUUGAGGCCGGUGAUGUGAUGUAUGAUUUCUACUCUGAGCUGUUUGAUAAGAUACGUCGACAUGAGUCAUGGCAGGAUACACUCAACCUCAACUAUCAUUUACAAGAAACGCUGAGUGUUAGAUACCCAGAAGAAGCUGCUAGGAUAAUCGUGAGUGUAGAGCCAGAGAGACUGACAGGGAAGAUGGCUACUCAACCAAUUCAUGCACUAGACUCUCUCACCUUGCAUUAUAAGGUCCCAUGGCCAGUGGAUAUAGUUAUUCAUCACCAUGCAUUAGAUAUCUACAAUCAAGUAUUUAGGUUCCUACUCCAAGUAAAGAGAGCUCAGUAUUGCCUUCAACAACUAAGGUUUCCAGAUCUACUGAUUUCAGUGAACAUUGGACACUUGACUGAAGACAGCGACCUUGGGAGACUGGAUAGAGGUCAAGCAGAUGAGGCUCUUAAGGAGAAGCUACCUCUUAUCCAUCGUCUUUUCAUCCUGCGCUUCCGACUCAUGCACUUUGUCAAUGCUGUGCAUAACUAUCUCAUGACUAGGAUCCUCUACAGCACUGGUCUGGAGUUCUCUGCUGCUCUGGACCAAGCCUUGGACCUGGACCAGAUCCUAGCUGCUCACAAGUCCUACCUGGCCAAGAUAUCAGAGAGGUGUCUGCUUCACCACAAGGUUAGCUUCGUCAGAGAAGCCGUCUCCAAGGUCCUCAACCUUGCUGUCACCUUCCAAAGACGCUGGGAUGCAGGGGUACAUACUUUCAGCAUUGAGAACGUGGCUAAGGCUGAAGAAGAGUUCUUCAAUUGCAAUGAGUUUCUCUCUACCUUACUUGCAAACAUCAUUAGAAGAGGCACCUUUCCUCAUUUGGAGGCUCUGGCUCUAUCUCUGUCUGGUGCAAAACCCAAACACAAAUCUGGAGACCAAGAUCAGAGACACUGAGGAGACAUGAUCAGGAUUGCAGAGAGCAAGAGAUGUUAUGAUGGUGCCAACAUCAAAUCUGUCUUAAUAAUUUUUGAAAAUAACAAACCAUGGAGGAGUUUUUGUUUGUUUAGACACACCAGUCCUACAUCUCAAGCACUCUUAGGAAUGGAUAUACAGGUGACACUGCCUAAGCAACUCUUUGGACCAAAAAGUGUGUUUUACUUUAUUCAAAUGAGAAGAGGCAUACAGUAUAAUUUAUGUUGUGCAUGAUCUGGGACCCGUUGCAGAAAGACUUGCAUUUAAAUGCAAGCCAAAAAUCAAUUGCAAGUCCCAAAUGCGCACUGUUGAUUGGUUGAAAAUCUAGUUGCGCAUGAUUUUUAGAGUUGCGAUUAAUUGCAACUCUUUCUGCAACAGGCCAUAAAUUGCUUCAGCUUGGGCAAAUAUACAACUUAUGGAAGCCUGACUUAUGCAAGUUUAGCUGUAUGUGCACAUUAAGUUUCAUUCCUUAUCCUCACACUAAGUCUGAAUAUGAAGACUAAUGAGAGAUAUCUGUUGAAGCAACUUUAGCCAGAUCAGCAUGCCAUUCUCGAAAACCAUAUUGGUCAGGUAUCCGAAAGCAGCAACUCAACAUUGAACAGACUUGUGUUGAGAUAUCUUACACAGGAAUACCAGAUUAACAAUAGGCCUUUAACUGAAACAUACUGUCAUGAUUUCAAGUGCUUCAGACAUCCAUGUCAUUAGGGAGUAUUCGUAUCCGCGACGUCGACGCAGAACGCUUUCAAACAUGGAGAACAUAUUGUCAAUUGCCCUUCAUGACAAUGAAGUCUUUGUCAAGAAAGGCAGUUUCAUCCUGGAAUCUGGACAAAUGGCAUAUAUGCAAUUUAUCAUCAGCUCCAAAACAGAAUGAAACUGCUGUUCCAAUUCAGCAAUUUUCGACAAAAACCUCUGAGCUUUUUAUUGUGAUUUGACUUGUAAUUUCAAUACAUUUACAAUAAUGAUAAUAGCGUCAUAUUUACCCAGGGUAGCCACAUCAGUUCCGAACUGUUCUCCCAGCGGGCCUUGCUAUUAUGAAGUGUUUGUCAAGAAUCGAAAUGGCAGUUUCAUCCUGGAAUCUGGACAAUCAGCAUAUUUGUCAUUUCUCAUCAGCUCCAAAACAUAGGAUGAAACUGCUGUUCCGAUUCAGCAAUUUUCGACAAAAACCUCUUGAGCUUUUUAUUGUGAUUUGACUUGUAAUUUCAAUACAUUUACAAUGAUAAUA
Messenger RNA from Lytechinus variegatus (green sea urchin), 3185 nucleotides. Its product is annotated as gamma-tubulin complex component 5-like. Gene Ontology annotation, cellular component: equatorial microtubule organizing center; spindle pole; centrosome. Gene Ontology annotation, biological process: mitotic cell cycle; cytoplasmic microtubule organization; microtubule nucleation. Gene Ontology annotation, molecular function: microtubule minus-end binding; gamma-tubulin binding. Bases 20 to 1945 code for a protein of 641 amino acids. The record is from RefSeq and is a predicted model, not a curated record. The transcript has 12 exons. Lineage: Eukaryota; Metazoa; Echinodermata; Echinoidea; Temnopleuroida; Toxopneustidae.